AUGACUGUGACUGUGACUGUGACCGCAGCACCAGGAGGAGGUGAUACAGGUCUACCAACCACUUCAAUUGUCGGGAUUGCAUUGGGAUCAGCAGCCGCGGCUGUGGCAUUGACUCUUUGUGCAAUUGCCUUGCUUUACUUAAAACGGCGCCGUCUCCACCCUACAGAUCCUGAUGCAUCUUCAGAUACAUCACCAGAGAUCUUCGUGCCAGAGACGUCGACAAGAGAGCUGGGGCCAGAUAAUGGAUUCACCGGGUUGCCAACUUGCUUACUGUUGGACGGCAGAUCCUGCAGCGAAAUUGAAUUCGAACUGGGCGCUAUAACGUGGUGCCAUUUCCAAAGUCACGUCAGGACGUUCUACCACCUUGACAAUGUUUCGGUGACACCAAGCACUCUCCACGCAUCGCUACGGAAACUUCAUUUGACUGACGCUACCUGUCACAUGAUUGCGAGAUUGGCUAUUGAUCCCAAGACGCGAUACCUUACAAUCCGCCAUUUGUUGGCGCGUGUCAUCUUCUCCAACCUCGACACUCACAACAUUACUUCUCUUUCUCUCUUACCACCAACUGUCAAGGAAUUGUUCCUUUCGCGGGCCACAUUUCGCGUAGACGGCCGGCCUCCUCGUUUUGAGACAGCUGUGAGAUCCUGGCAUCGAAUUACAGCCUUGCUUUUACACGAGAACCCCCCGAGCCGUGAAUUUUUUAAACCACCACCAAGCGUGAAAUCUCAAAUCGACGAGCUUGCGACGGUACUACAAGAGUCGCUGGUUCACUUCGUUCGAAAGGACAACGAUGACCAGCACGAUCAUCUCACUUUUAUUAUUGAAAGAUCUGUCAAGCUCGGUUAUGAAGUUUAUGCGCACCCAAAUGAGUGGGAGUUUAUAUUUCCAGAAGAUGAGGAGGCACUUUUCGUUACACCAGGCCUCAAUUUGAUUACCGACGACAGAGGGGUGCCGCACGAUCCACCAUUCGUAGCUUUGGAUCCCGAGAUCGUCGCUAUUAAAGAUGCGAGGAACUGA
Messenger RNA from Fusarium graminearum PH-1, 1017 nucleotides. RefSeq lists its product as uncharacterized. The record is from RefSeq and is a predicted model, not a curated record. NCBI's taxonomy places the organism in Eukaryota, Fungi, Ascomycota, Sordariomycetes, Hypocreales, Nectriaceae. Bases 1 to 1017 code for a protein of 338 amino acids. The transcript is spliced from 2 exons.